GUCGAUGCCAUUAAUGUAUCCACAGACCCUGACGAGACCGGUCUUUUGUGCUGAUCUCAACCAACAAAGGUUUUUACCACUUCUUUAAAUUCCUUCCUCUUUUUGUUUUUUCUUUUCUGGACAAGCAUUUGAGUCUCGUUUUCUCUUCAGAAAGUGGAAAAUGGUGUUAGUUAUUAGCGUAAAAUGGACAAAGGAGAAUGCGUUUUUCAAUAAGUUCCAAAAGGGAAGGGAAGAUCGAUGAAGAGUAGUGUUUCCGAAUGAUCGAGGCCGGUUUUGAUAUAUGGCUGAGUUUUCCAGUACGUCUUGUCAUGAGUCAUGAUUCAUGGCUAGCUAGCUGUGGUGACUUUGUGAGUCCCGGCCGCAAUUUACGCAGCCAGCUUUCUGAAGUAUUGGAGUUGCAGGAAGUAUGGCAAACAGGCAUGAGAGUUCAGAGGAGACGAUAUACGUUGCCGUUGGAAAAGACGCGAAAGAGUGCAAAUCAAUCCUGUUAUGGGCGUUGGAGAACUCCGGAGGAAAGAGGAUUUGCAUACUUCACGUUCAUCAGCCGGCGCAGUACAUUCCAUUUAUGGGUGGAAAAGCUCCAGCUAGCUCACUGAAGGAAAGUAUUGUAAGGGAAUACCAUGAAACUGAGAGGCAAAAAAUGCAUGAGAUCAUGGAUGAAUAUCUUCUCAUCUGUCGCCAAAAGGGGGCACCGGCUCAUAAGCUGAUAGCAGAAACGGGCUGUGUUGAGAAGGAAAUUGUACAACUCGUCUCUCGGAAUGGGAUCAGGAAGCUUGUCAUGGGAGCAGCAGCAGAGAAGCACUAUGGAAGAAAAAUGAUGGAUCUCAAGUCUAAUAAAGCUAAAUAUGUGCGCCAACAUGCACCAGUCUCCUGUCACAUACAAUUUAUCUGCAAGGGCCACCUCAUCUUCACCAGGGAAAUCACUGAAACUGGACAAUCGAACUACUUGAGAUCAUCACGAUCCGUUGCACAACUGGGGUUCAAUAGGGACACAGAUAUUCCAAUACCAGAAGUCACUGAAGAGCUUUCAUCUCCAAAGAGCUCCUUCUUUACUCCAGAAGAGAGUUUUGAUCAAUGGGAUUUACCGAGGAGUUUCAAGCUGAGAGUGGUUGAUGAAACUCUGACUCCAUGGAAUGAGGGAAAUGAGAAUGGGUUAGAGUUUAGCACACUCUCUUCCGCUUCGGCUUCGGCUUCUGGUUAUUCAAGAAGCUCUUCCAGCAUGGACGUCGCAUCUUCUUUGCUGCCACCAAUUAUUCCGUCUUUGAUUUCUAGUCCAACUCUCAUGUCAACAUGCUCUUCUUCUUCUUCUAGUGGAGCUCACAGUGUUGUUGUGGAAGAAGUCAGUCUAGAUAAUACUCUGUACGAGCAACUUAGACAAGCGAUGGCAGAGGCUGACAAAGAGGCACUCAAGCGUCGAAAAGCAGAAAGAGACAUGAUUGCGGCUAUACGUUGGAAGGAGAAAGAAGAAUUUGAAAAGGUGAAGAAUCAGAGAGAUCAACUCAUGGAAGAACUCCGAAUUUCUCAAGAACGAGAAACAUCACUAAAAUGCCGAAUUGCAGAGUUACAUAUAGAGCGUGAUGAUGCGCUGAAAGAAGCUCAAUGGCUAAGAAGAAAACAAGGUGAGGCCUCAGGUAGACACAGAUUGUCUGAUGAUCAGUUCUUUGAGUUCUCGCUCAUUGAGAUUGAAGAAGCUACUCUAUGGUUUGAUGAAUCCCUUAAAAUUGGAGAAGGAGGAUAUGGGAACAUUUAUAAAGGCCUCCUUCGUCAAACUAAGGUUGCUAUAAAGAUGCUAAAAUCUCAUGACUCACAAGGCACCUCACAAUUCCAAAUGGAGGUUGAUGUAUUGAGUCAGCUAAGGCAUCCCAAUCUUGUGAAACUCAUAGGAUCUUGCCCUGAAGUUUUCGCGCUCAUCUACGAGUAUCUUCCCAAUGGAAGCCUUGAAGAUAGACUGAGCAUGAGGGACAACACUCCUCCAUUAUCAUGGCAAACUCGAAUAGGCAUCGCCAUAGAGUUGUGCUCUGUUCUUGUGUAUCUUCACUCCAUUAAACCUCACAGUAUAGUGCAUGGUGAUUUGAAACCCUCAAACAUCCUCCUUGAUGCCAACUUUGUUUGUAAACUAAGUGACUUUGGAAUCUGUCGUAUGUUAUUGCCUGAUGCAAGUUCAAGCAACAACACAACGACGACACUGUUUCAUAUAACUGUCCCGAAGGGCAGUUUCGCUUUCAUAGAUCCUGAGUUUCUUGAAACAGGAGUGCUUACUUUGAAGUCUGACGUUUACUCGUUUGGAAUCAUAUUACUACAAUUGUUGACUGGGAGACAACCUUUCUGGAUAUCAAAUGAAGUGAAAAAUGCCCUGGAUGCUAGAAAUUUGAAAACUCUCUUGGAUCCUUCGGCUGGAGAUUGGCCGAUUGCGCUUGCUCAAAACUUGGCUAAGUUGGCAUUAAGGUGUUGUGACAGGAACCGAGAGAAUCGGCCAGACCUUGGGUCAGAUGUAUGGAAGGUACUUGAACCAAUGAGGGCUUCGCGUGGAUCCCCCAUCUUCAUCCCAGCUGGGUCCUGAACAUCUAUGUUGCCUGAAAGCUUAGAAAUGUCUGUGAUAUUAAUAUUUGGAUUCAUCCUUGCUGAUCUUCAGGAGAUCGAUGUUUAUUGUAUUUAUAAAAAGAAUCAAAUGUUAGACAAA
Alnus glutinosa is the source of this 2680-nucleotide messenger RNA. Its product is annotated as U-box domain-containing protein 33-like. The record is from RefSeq and is a predicted model, not a curated record. The transcript is spliced from 8 exons. Gene Ontology annotation, biological process: protein phosphorylation. NCBI's taxonomy places the organism in Eukaryota, Viridiplantae, Streptophyta, Magnoliopsida, Fagales, Betulaceae. Gene Ontology annotation, molecular function: protein kinase activity; ATP binding. The coding region runs from base 407 to 2560 and encodes 717 amino acids.